GUGGUUUAGCCCCUGCCCAAGGUUGACAUGUAGCCCGCUGAGCGGAUUAUCGAAUACGGCGCAGCGACGGUCAGCAGAUGCUUUAUGGCCAGAUGAAAUCCUUCUUGUCGUUGUAAAUAUAGCUUUUCUCCGAAUCGGCGUUUGCCUCCCUGCUACUACUUUUCUGGAGGGAGAGCAGAAGGAAGGAAGGGAAAUUUUAGUUAAUGAUAUAAUGAUGAUAAUGGAGUUGCGCGAGAUUUGCGGGGCUGGAGUUCUCGCUUUGAGUUGCUGCUGAUGUCCAUCCACGUUGCGUGCGAGGAGUUGCGAGAGGCAGCUCCUCCUCUAACAUCUGUGGCGGCGGAGGGGCGAUUGACAUUGCCGGGUCGGCCAUCCGUCUCUUUCCCGAUUUUGUGGGAGAGUGAGAGUAUGGGUUGCAUGCUUCUCCUUCCUCACUUGCAUUGGCCAUCGUUAACCAUUUCGAUUGGCCAGAAGAUGCGUCGACCAGAUAACCCCUGCUGAUAUUCUUGUCGACUUGUGUGCACAGGACUUCUUCACGCUUUUGACGGAGACUGUCAUUGUGACGAUGACAGUUCCUCUUUGCGCCUCUCGCUUUGUCCGGACGUUCACGUUGUGGCAAGCGGGUUCGACUAGUCGCAGUCGUUAGCCAGACAGUGUGAAGACUCCCUCCCAUCGAACACGACGUGGGGGACUUAUGAUUCACGUCUGAACACUCGGCGAUAGGCGCAAGGACAACUCCCAUCACAUUCACAAGGUGUAUAUAGAUAGUGUAGGCAAGGGACGUAAAGAAGAUUUAGGACCAGUCUACCGCGGCGGUGGCACUUGUUGUGCUUCUAGUCCGUGCUUCUUGUCGAGCUUGUGAGGUCUGUGGCAGCUGGAGUAAAAAGUCAAGACCGGCACCGACACACACAUUGCAGGGUACCAAGAUUGUCUGUCCAAGGAAGUCGACCUGGCGUGACCCUUUUUUUCUCCGUUUUUUUUCUCUAUUGCUUCAGCACUUCUUGUCGAGCUUCUGCUGAGGUCCUGUGACAUCUGCAAGGCGUGACUUCCUCAGCAACCAAGUUUGUGUAUUUGAGGACGACGAUUUGGAUUGAACUUGUUUCCUGUUUGCCAUAUCGUUUCGCCCGCUGCAGACAGAGUGCGCUUGUGCCUGACUGUCAAGAUGGCAACCCUCCGGCAUCUGCUGAGCGGGCUCUCGUUUGCCGGUACGGCCGCCGGGGGGGCAGUUCUGUGUGGACAGCCGACAGUUGCGCUCGCUGAGAGGGAUGAUAAAAAAGAUAAGCAGAAGGAUGAUGAAUCCAAGGGUGGAGGAGGGGGGGAUAGGAGGAAGGACACAGCAGUUGGAUUUGAUCCGGAGGCCCUCGAGCGUGGUGCGAAGGCUCUGAGGGAGAUGAAUGCUUCACCGCACUCGAAGAAAGUGUUCGAGUUGAUGCGCAAGCAGGAAGACACGCGUCAGACAGAGGAGAAAGCGAAGAUCGCAGAGUUUCAAGCCCUCCAGGCUCAGCGGGAGAUAGAGAAACAGAAGGUCUUGUAUGAGGAGCAGCGCAAGACCAUGCAGCAACAGGCGCAGACAAAGGCACAACUGGCGAGGUACGAGGACGAACUUGCGCGGAAGCGAAUGCAGGCGGAUCAUGAAGCUCAGCGAGCUCGGAAUGCUGAGUUGGUGAAGAUGCAAGAGGAAUCGGCGCAAAAGCAAGAGGCUAUUCGUCGAAUGACGGAGGAACAGAUCCAGCAGCAACGACGUGCCACGGAGAGGGAAAAGGCCGAGCUGGAACGGGAGACCCUGCGAAUGAAGGCAAUGGCUGAUGCAGAAGCACGUGCCCAUGAGGCGAGGCUCAGCGAGGACAUUAAUCGGAGGCGGCUUAUCGAAAAAGCGAAUUUGGAAAAAGACAAAUGGAUAGCCGCCAUCAAUACGACCUUCAGUCAUAUUGGUGGAGGUGUGAAGGACCUGUUGACCGACCGCGAUAAAUUGGUUGUGACCGUUGCUGGGGGAACGGCGCUUGCGGCAGGCAUCUACACAACCAGAGAAGGUGCAAGGGUGGUCUGGGGCUAUAUUGAGCGCAUCCUCGGGCAACCAAGCUUGAUAAGGGAGUCAUCUAGGGGUAAGUUUCCGUGGUCAGGGUUAAAGCGGGCAAAGUCCGGCACCAGUUCGCUCAUGACGGAGGCAGCAACAUCAACGGAGAGCUCGUCAACUGCGACUACGAAUCCCGCGAAUGGGGUCUUGAAGACCGAGGAUGCGUUUGGGGAAGUCAUCCUUCAUCCUGCUCUGUUAAAGCGAGUGAAGCAGUUGGCAGUAGCGACAGCCAAUACCCGACGACACAGUGCGCCCUUCAGGAACAUCCUGUUCUAUGGGCCGCCGGGAACCGGCAAAACCAUGGCGGCAAAGCACCUCGCAACGACCUCUGGAUUGGAGUAUGCGAUGAUGACAGGUGGAGACGUGGCACCACUUGGACCUGCAGCUGUGACGAAGAUUCAUGACCUGUUUGAUUGGGCGAACAAAACACGAAAGGGGCUUCUGCUGUUCAUCGACGAGGCCGACGCCUUCCUGUGCGAGCGCAACAAUACUCGAAUGAGCGAGGCGCAGCGGAGUGCUUUGAAUGCCUUGUUAUAUCGAACCGGUGACCAGUCGAGGGAUAUCGUACUGGUAUUGGCAACUAACAGGCCUGAAGACUUGGACACGGCAAUCGCUGAUCGUAUGGACGAAGCCCUAGAGUUUCCACUCCCUGGGUGGGAAGAAAGGGAGAAGUUGAUACGACUGUAUUUGACUAAGUAUGUUUUGAAUGCACCUAGUGGUAGGAUGAGCGGCGGCAAAAUUCGGUCGCUGCUGUGGGGUGCUACACAGAAUAAGAUUGAGGUUAAGGGGAUAACCCCAGAGGUGAUUAGGGAAGCGGCCGAGAAAACGGAGGGGUUUUCAGGCCGAAUGCUGGCGAAGAUGAUGGCGAGUGUGCAGGGCGCAGUGUAUGGGAGCUUGAGCAGCGUUCUUGAUGCUCAUCUCUUCCGCGAGGUGGUCGACUACAAGGUUGCCGAAUUUAAACAGAGGCGGCAAUUGGCUCAGCAUUGAGAAGGGGUGGGUGCAAGUCUCGCUCGGAGUCUUUGCAUUCAUGAGAAGUUUUGGUGUUGGCUUGCGUUGAUUGUGUUGAGGUAGAGGAGUGCAGGGUAGUAAGGCACUGGCUUGUGUAAACGAGGAGAAGCAAAGGGAAGGGGCCUGGCAAGUCGAAAAUCACAAAGUGUAGCAGGAAGGAAAGGGAUGGUAUAUGACAGUUUGGAUGCGUUUUGGGAAGUGGAUGGAAGGAAGAAGGAACAUGCGAGAUUGAUAGUCAACUAAGUAUUAGAAUUGCAAUU
Molecule: messenger RNA, 3339 nt
Organism: Chara braunii
Lineage: Eukaryota; Viridiplantae; Streptophyta; Charophyceae; Charales; Characeae
Source: the annotation of a GenBank genome assembly